AUGCGCUCCAUCUGCGUCAUGUGGUCGCUGCUCGCCGCUGCCGCUGCCGCCACCGCCCCCACCGCCCUCCGCGGCUGCGCUUUCCCAUCGCGGCCGCCGCUCCUCUCUCUACCUUUUCGCCGGGGCCGUGCUGCCAGGAACAUGCUUGGCGCGGCGAGGUCGGUCUCUGCGGCGGUCCAGUCGCGAUCCGGCGGCGGUGCGGCUACAGAGGUCCGGGCGGCUCAUUCCGGCGAGAUCCAUGUCAUCGUCGGCCCCAUGUUCGCCGGCAAGACCACUGCGCUCCUCCGCCGGGUCCAGGCUGAGGCCGGCAACGGAAGGAGUGUGGCACUAAUAAAGUCUGACAAGGACAACCGCUAUGGAUUGGAUUCUGUUGUGACUCAUGACGGUACAAAGAUGGCAUGCUGGGCCUUGUCAGAACUGUCAAGUUUUCAUGACAAAUUAGGAAUUGAGGCCUACAAUAAGGUAGAUGUUAUAGGUAUUGAUGAGGCCCAGUUUUUUGGUGAUCUUUAUGAUUUCAGCUGCAAAGCUGCAGAUCGUGAUGGAAAAAUUGUAGUUGUUGCUGGGCUAGAUGGUGACUACAAAAGGAAGAAGUUCGGUUCAGUUCUGGAUAUUGUUCCCCUGGCUGACUCAGUCACCAAGCUAACAGCACGCUGUGAGCUAUGUGGUCGCCGGGCGUUCUUCACAUUGAGGAAGACACAGGAAACCAAGACUGAACUAAUUGGAGGAGCAGAUGUGUAUAUGCCUGUGUGCAGGCAGCACUACAUGGAUGGGCAGAUUGUUAUUGAGGCCACAAGGAUUGUAUUGGACCUUGACAGAUCCACCGUGACGGAGAAAGCCUUGAAAUAG
Miscanthus lutarioriparius is the source of this 846-nucleotide messenger RNA. The record is from the annotation of a GenBank genome assembly. NCBI's taxonomy places the organism in Eukaryota, Viridiplantae, Streptophyta, Magnoliopsida, Poales, Poaceae.